Messenger RNA from Plutella xylostella (diamondback moth), 2781 nucleotides. It is a transcript of the gene nonC, whose product is annotated as serine/threonine-protein kinase Smg1. The record is from RefSeq and is a predicted model, not a curated record. Gene Ontology annotation, molecular function: protein binding; protein serine/threonine kinase activity. Lineage: Eukaryota; Metazoa; Arthropoda; Insecta; Lepidoptera; Plutellidae. Gene Ontology annotation, cellular component: nucleus; TORC2 complex; TORC1 complex. Gene Ontology annotation, biological process: negative regulation of macroautophagy; TOR signaling; nuclear-transcribed mRNA catabolic process, nonsense-mediated decay.
AAACUUGCGUAGUUAUUAAUAUUGAUGACUGUUUCCAGAGAUCAAAUCCUCGCAAUAUUGCCGGAGAUAGAAAAGAGCGCCUUAAAAUGGCUCGAGGAAAACGAAGCUAUUACGUCACUGGAGACGCGUUUGCGCGAGUGUCACCAACAGAUGGCGCUGGUGAAGGAGCUCGAGGCUUACGGAGCCUCGCUGCACCAGCACCCGCUGCACGGCAUCAGCCAGCAGUACUCCACCUACAAGCAGGCCAAGAACGCCGUCGAGGACUCCAUGAAAGCGCUAGUAAAGAUCCUCAAAGACUUCGACACGCAGAUAGAAGCGUACGUCGCGGCCCAUGAAGUCCUCAACGGACCACAACUGAUGGAGUGGAUCCAAGAGUUCUCUGGAGCCAAUGAACCCGAACCGACGUCUAUAUUCGAACAUAUAAAAGACUUUCUAACAAACGCUGGACAGAGCACAAUGAUAACCCAGUGCGAGCAAGCAGAGACGGAGCUGAACCAAUGCAUGCAGCAAACGGCAGCGCUGCUCAGAAACUGUCUCGACCUCCUGUCACAGUACGUGGCCGUGGCGCAGUACUACCCGCAGUCUCGCACGGAGUACUACCGCAUCGUGAUGUUCCGCAAGUGGCUGGCGGCCGCGCUGGACAGCCGGUCUCCCGACGUGUGCCGCGAGGUCGCCGCACAGGUCGCCGCGCUCGUCAACGCAGAUAACAACAACUCAAAUUCCAACACUGCACAGCAAAUUGUCGCGUACAAUUAUAGGCUCCAAGCGGUCUGCGCUGAGGCUAACGCUAAUCUAAACAAGGCGUAUGAGAGGAUGCAUCAGGAAGCCAGUCCGGAAGCUAUAGCGGUGGCGCAAGAGGCGUAUCGUGACGCCAAAGCGAAUAUAAGCAACUGGGUGCGAACGGAGGAACAUGCGGCGUCAGCCUUGGAGUGUGUGGUUAUUGGCAUGAUCUGCAACCUGAAUAGGCGAUACCUGAUGCUGGAGAAUGGUGCACAAAGCGCCGGCGAUUGCCUCGUGGAUCUCACGUCAAGAGAUGGGGAAUGGUUCUUAGAUGACAUGCUAGCGUUGUCCAACCAGGCAGUGGAACUCCUAUCAUUGCUUCCUCUCCAAUCAGCAUCAGCGGAAGACGCAGCCAUGCCGGCAGCUGUCGAAUGCGUGCGUAACGUCAACCUGCUAUUAGCUGAUCUAGUACAACUAAACUACAACUUCAGCACAAUAAUCUUGCCAGAGACGUUGAAGAAGGUCCACUCGGAGGACCCGUCGACGCUGCAGAUGAUGAGUGAGCUCAACGCGGUGAUUGUCAACACUCCGGUGCCGCUGAAUGAGCUGCUGCAGCAGCUUGAGAUGCGGAUGAGAUACCUCGUCAUGGAUAUGGAGUCGCCAGCGGACACCUCUCAACAAAUAGUAGCGGACCUCCGAGCUCGCUACGAAGCCCUUCUCUCCCCCACCCCCCCGGAGUCGGACAGCCAAUCAGCGGGCCGCAUGCUGCUCAUGGGGUUCAACGGCCUGUUCGCCGCGAUUGAACUGAGGGCCCGGGAACUGGCGGAUUAUCUUGCGGCGCCCAUACCGGCCGUUUGGAGGAAGAUCGAUCAUAUUAGUGACGCUUUGCAUAUGUCGGCGGCGCUACACAGCCCCGCUCUCCGCUCGGUGCUAGAAGACAUGUUCGUGACGCGCCGCAUCCAGGUGGUCGCGGAAGUGUUGUCCAUGGCCGCGCAGAUGGCCGCCUCGUUCAAGGGAAAAGGGCCGGUCGUGGUGUAUGAUGACGCGCAGAUGUGCAAGCCGGUUAAGAGGUUCACGGCGUGCUACGUAUCGCGCUCGCUGCUGGGCGCCGGGCCGCGCGCGCUGGCGGCCGUGCCCUGCGUGCUGCUGCGCCGCGCGCCGCUGGACCUCGCCGCCGAGGUGGGGCGCGAGGAGAUCGGAGCAUCCUGGAGCGUGUCCCUCGAAUCGCUCUGCGAGAAGGCCCGCCUCGCCUACCCACAUCCGCGCCUGCUGGACCGCGCGGCGUCGCUCGCGGGGGCCGUGGUGGCGGGGGCGGGGGGCGCGGGGGCGGGCGCGCGGGGCGCGGGGGCGGGGGCGCGGCGCGCGCCGGCGGCGGCCGCGGCGGCCAUGUGUGUCAGGGCCAGGGUGAAGGCGCAUCUGCAGUUGCAUAGUCAGGUACUAGGCGGCGGCCCGGACCUCAUCACCCAGUGCGUGCGCGCCUCGCGGGAGCUGCUCGCGGCCGCGCACAGACUCACCGCGGCGAAGGCCCGAGCGCUCUCGCUAGUUACUGCUGCUCAUCAGAGAGUGAAAUGGGGCGCAGGCGCCAACCCAGCCCUGAAAUCCACCGUCGAAGCUCUAGAGGUAUCCUGGCUAUCAGCUCGCUCGGCGGCCACGGCGCUGGCGGGGGCGGCGCGGGGCGCGGGGGCGGCGGGGGGCGCGCUGCCGGUCAAGUAUAAACAUGCUAGGACGGCCACGCAAGCGCUGGCGCAUUGGGAGAAGGCAUGCACGCUGGCCCAGAAGUACGCGUUGAACGUGAGCGCCGUGGAGGAGUCGCUCAUGGAGAUGCUGCACCCGGAGGGCAGCAUCGACGCGCACUGGGUAUCCAACGUAUCCUGCCUCCUCCGCGACAUGAUAUCCUCUCUCACCUCGUCUCUCGCCUCGGCGCAGACAUCCCGGGCCUCGCUCGCCGCCCCGCCCGUAGAGCUCGCCGCCGCAAGAGCCGCCCGGGCUAAUGUGCUGAAGGAUUGUAGUGGUCAUGUGGUUGUGUUGGCUGGGGAGGUGAGUGUUGUGAUUUGUGUCUAA